This is a messenger RNA of Colletotrichum lupini, 1680 nucleotides long. RefSeq lists its product as uncharacterized. The transcript has 14 exons. Lineage: Eukaryota; Fungi; Ascomycota; Sordariomycetes; Glomerellales; Glomerellaceae. Bases 1 to 1680 code for a protein of 559 amino acids. The record is from RefSeq and is a predicted model, not a curated record.
AUGUGGGAGAAGGCUGGAGAAGAGAUAGGUACGAAGAAAAAGUUCAAGAGACAGACUACAAAGUACGGCCACUCCGUACAGAGCUCGGAAUGCCGUUUUGGGGAGUUUGAGACUUUUCAAAGUGUUCUGGAUUGCCUCCACAGCAUUCCACAAAUCAACGGCCAAUCCGCCUGUGCUUACCGCGCUCUAGGUAUCUGGUAUUUUCCCUGCCCCGAAGUCAAUGCAGGCGCAGGUGCAGGUGCAGAGCAGAUGCAGCAGGUGCACCUCCCAACUCGCAUGUACCUCUUGCCUUUUGCAUCCGCUUCCACUUGCACCUGUACCUACUCUUUCAUGGAUUCCCUUUUUGGAUUCGCUUCUCCUUCUACCUCGCCUUAUUGUACGUACUCGACUGCAGUAGUCAUCCUCGCCUGUUUUUCGGUGCCCUCCGCCAGAAGCAACCAUGAGACACGCUUUGAUAUCUUCCUCACUGACUUGAACAGACCCAAGAUCCAGAGAGGAAUGACCAGCGCCUCUCGCGCCUUGAACCAACUGCCAACCGGAGCAGACUUACCAGGCUAUCUAGAUACCAAUAUUAAACAUCAUCUCCGAGCUGAGCGACACAGCGCAGACCUGUGGGGGGCUUCGCCGGCUUCCCUCCGAGACCGCCGACCCAAGGGAUCCUCCUCGGGAAACCAAAACGUCGACCCGCCGGCGGGCCAUGCUCCUCCAUUCGACAAGGGCAACCCGCGCAGCGAACCGCCAGGGUGGGUGCGCUGGUGGGUGGGCUUGACGGACGAUGCGAUUGACAAGGUGGAUGAGUCAAUCAAGUCUCGACGAACCAACUCCACAUCGCCUCUUCCAGCGAAGCAUUGGCUGCAACAGAACACCAUGCCAAAGUACGGAUACCUAAACUAUCUCGUGGUCUCGCCCUCUCUACGGAUACUUGUCCCCAUCCACGCGACUGGAAUUUUUCUUAUCACUUAUCGAUUCACCUCCCACGGCGAUACCUGCACCUCAGUUACCUGGAUCAUCUCUCGGGACAAUCGCAGCUUCAGCCUUCAUGAUAUCCGCCACUGUCUUCAGGCUUCCAUAAUUUCGCCUUCACAGCUCCCACAUCUCUCGCUAAAACUGAAAUUUCUACCGUCCACUAUGGGGUGGUAUUUGGCACAAGAUAACCUUCGUGGCAAUGCGGCGUGUGCUGAUGGGCUCAGCUUCAUCAAUAAUGAACCAAGACAGUUUCUCUCGAUGGGGAACAUUCAUGGCAUAGCAGACAAGGGGCAAGACUUACAGUACUCCAAUGGGGAGCCCCGUUUGCAAGCUAUGCCGACUUGCCUAAAGACAGGACAUCAUCAGCUGUUGCGGUAUUCGAGUCAGUCAAUCAUUCACCUGAUGUAUCCGUCUUACCACACCGACAUGUCUUCAACUAUCGGUCAAUUCCAAGCCCUGGCAGCCUGGCAGGGCAUAACAUGUGACUAUUAUGCGGGAUUCCUGCGCCACAAUUUAGUUGGCAGCACCUCAGUAUCAUGUCGAGACUUUAACCCCGACAUUCCCCCACGCUUGGUACAAGAUGAUGGACGUCUAACGACAACCGUCAAUCUUCCCCGCCGUUCAACUCCGGUGGAGAAGCCGUCCCGCCGCUACAUUACACAAACCGGUCGACUCCACUACGUCAAUUGCCUCUUUUUCGUCCUCCCUCCUUGA